CCUCUCUCUCAAUAUAAACACCGCCGGGAGUUUCCGAAGAAUCACAUUCAGCUGUCAAGACUGAACAAUGGUUAACAUGAGCUAUCACCAAUUUUUACUAAAAUAUCCACAUUCGAGUUCAAGACAGUCGAGAAGGCGAGCGAAUAAAAGAAAAAGGAAUUGUUGGGAUAAGCUAGAUCCAACAAAUUGGCAGACUUGAUUAACAGAGACUUCCUAAAAGGUCCAGUGUGAACCGUGUGGCCGAGUACCUGUGUGUUGCGACUGACUGGCGAGAUGACUGCCGAGUGGCUACACCUGCCCCCGCCGUACACCCCUGGCGUGGGGCCGUUGUGUGGUGCAGAGCUAGAGGCGUGGUAUGAGGACCUGCAGGAUAUUCUGGGCUCCGACACGGGAGGGGCAAAACUGGCACGUGCCCCCACAUGCACCGAGAAAGAGCCUGAGUUUCUGGAUGUUCUGGAGAGUUGUUCUCUGACGUGGCUGACGGACGGAGGCCAGACGUGGGGCGAGGGUGUCCAGAGGGCAACAGAGGGGAUCCAAAAUGCCCAGCCUCUUCAUCACACCUCAUCAUCGUCUUCCUCUUCCUCCUCCUCCUCUAUGAGUCCAACUGUUGCAGAAGAGCAGCGGGUGGAGGUGGACACUGGGAGAAGUGGAGAUAGCUCGGCAGGAGGCAGUGAUCUGCUGCCUCCUGAGUUUUUUGAGUUGCUGAGUGAAGGAGGAGUGGGAAUGGUGGAUCCGAGCGGAGCGGUGAUCAGCGGUGGCUAUUAUUACCACCACCACCAACACCACCAAGCUAAUGAUGUCCAUCCUGCGUCUCCCUCAGCCAGCGAGGAGGAACUGCCCUGUGUCCCCGAUUCUCCAUCCUGCUCUUCCUCAGCCUCCCAGUCGCCAUCUCAAAAUUGUUCUUCUCCCUCCUCACCUGUCUCUUCUCCCUCUGCCUACCCGUCCUCCUGCCUGGGAAAACGCAAGAGGACCACCAGCGAGAGGGCCACCAGUGCCUUGUCCUCUUUUGCCUCCUCCAAGCAGCACACAUCCUCAUCCUUGUCAUCUGCCAAAAAGAGUCGCAAAGAAAGAGAGCAGGAGAACGAGAGGAAGGUACAGGAGCUGACUGAGCAGAACGAGCGCUUGAAAGCGGAGAUUGAAAGGCUGGGAGAGGAGGUACAGAGGACACGUAGAGCUCUGAUAGAGAGACUAGUCAACACCAGGAAAUGAGAAAAAAAAAUAAAAAUCAAAGACAGGAUAAAAGUCAGGAAUAAAUGACAGGUCCGACAGAAUUGGAAUAAGCAGUGGUGGGGAAAGGCGUAAUAACGUGGUCAUGAAAUGCCUCUUAGACAGAAAAGGAUGGAAACCAAAGAUACAUUUUUAUAAGCAAGAGGAUUUUUGG
This is a messenger RNA of Etheostoma cragini (Arkansas darter), 1381 nucleotides long. It is a transcript of the gene ddit3, whose product is annotated as DNA-damage-inducible transcript 3. NCBI's taxonomy places the organism in Eukaryota, Metazoa, Chordata, Actinopteri, Perciformes, Percidae. Gene Ontology annotation, cellular component: CHOP-C/EBP complex; CHOP-ATF4 complex; CHOP-ATF3 complex. The record is from RefSeq and is a predicted model, not a curated record. Gene Ontology annotation, molecular function: DNA-binding transcription activator activity, RNA polymerase II-specific; protein heterodimerization activity; RNA polymerase II cis-regulatory region sequence-specific DNA binding. The coding region runs from base 274 to 1209 and encodes 311 amino acids. The transcript has 4 exons. Gene Ontology annotation, biological process: intrinsic apoptotic signaling pathway in response to endoplasmic reticulum stress; positive regulation of intrinsic apoptotic signaling pathway; ER overload response.